This is a messenger RNA of Benincasa hispida (wax gourd), 1568 nucleotides long. RefSeq names its product cytoplasmic 60S subunit biogenesis factor REI1 homolog 2. The record is from RefSeq and is a predicted model, not a curated record. Gene Ontology annotation, biological process: ribosomal large subunit biogenesis. Gene Ontology annotation, cellular component: preribosome, large subunit precursor. NCBI's taxonomy places the organism in Eukaryota, Viridiplantae, Streptophyta, Magnoliopsida, Cucurbitales, Cucurbitaceae. Gene Ontology annotation, molecular function: zinc ion binding; nucleic acid binding.
CACGACUCACGGGCCGUCGGCAGUCGGCGCCGAGUUCCUUUUCUUCUCUGCCGCGUCUUCUUCAUAUUUUCUCUUCAAACCGUCAUAUCCUUUCUCCCUCUCUAUAUCGGUCGAUUGUUUCGUUUCUCAGAAUCGAUUGAUUGGAGUUCUAAUCAGAACUCAGCAUCAGAGAUUAGGACGAUAAAAGAUGCCGGGGCUAACAUGUAAUGCCUGUAACAAAGAAUUUCUAGACGUCGAGGAGCAAAAGCUUCACUACAAAUCCGAAUGGCAUCGAUACAAUCUUAAGCGCAAGGUAGCUAAUGUUCCUGGGGUUACUGAGGCAUUGUUUUUAGCUAGACAAUCUGCUGCUGCUGCACAAGAGAAUGCCAAAUCAAGAGAGACCUCGAUGUUAUACUCAUGUGGUCUUUGUAGCAAAGCUUAUAGGAGUGCCCAGGCUCAUGCUCAACAUCUUAAAUCUAGGAGUCACAUCAUUCGAGCUUCGCAAGGAGCACAUGAUCAAGAAGUUGAAAAGCCAAUAAUUAAGCCCCUUCCUCAGCGAAUUUCCAAUAAGGUACCCCAACAAAGUGAGGAGGAAGAGAGUGAGGAGGAGUGGGAAGAAGUUGAUCCCAACGAAGUCAUGGUUGAUGGAAAUGAGGACCAGGAUGAUGAUAUUGAUGACAUUGAGGUGGACUUGGAUCCAUCAUGCUGCUUCAUGUGUGAUCUAGAGCAUGAUACCAUUGAAAGUUGCAUGGUCCACAUGCACAAGCAACAUGGAUUCUUUAUUCCUGACAUUGAAUAUUUGAAGGAUCCAAAAGGCUUCCUUACGUACAUCGGCCUGAAGGUGAUGAGGGAUUUCAGGUGUCUGUACUGCAAUGAUAAUUGUCUUCCUUUUAGCAGCUUGGAAGCUGUUAGGAAGCACAUGGAAGCGAAAAGCCAUUGCAAGGUGCAUUAUGGCGAUGAAGACGAGAAUGAGGAAGUAGAAUUGGAAGAAUUUUAUGAUUACAGCAGCAGUUAUGUGGAUGGAAGUGGCAACCAGCUCGUUCCAUCAGGGACUCGGGACAAUACUGUCGAAUUUGGUAGUGGUGGAGCUGAGCUGAUUUUAGUUCAAGGAACCAGCGAACGGAAGUCGACCAAAACACUUGGUUCCAGGCAAUUUCUACGUUAUUAUCGCCAAAAACCACGACCAUCUCCUGCAAAUGAUGCAGCCAUGACUGCCGUAUUGGCAGCAAGGUACAGGAGCAUGGGAUUGGCAACAGUCCAGUCAAGAGAAAAGAUGAUCAGGAUGAAGGUGAUGAAAGAAAUGAAUCGAACCGGGUUGGAAGCUAUGCGUACCAAAAUCGGAUUGAAGAACAACGUAAUCCGGAACCUGCCCAAGAAUGUUCCAUAUUAGACUGGUAUUUUAGUAGCCUUACAUUACAUUAUCUUUAAAAUCUAAAUGCUUAUAUGAUGGAAGAACAUCGAUUCUAACAGGGUGUAGUUUAAAUGUGCUGUAAUCUGGGACGUUUUCUGCCUAUAUUCUCUUAAACACCACAAAGUUUUGUUUAUCUGUUUAGUCGAUAAUAAAUUAUAUUUGCAUCUUUUAUGGUUGA